UCCAGCUGGAUUCCGCUUCCGGGGUCGAGUGAAGGCGAGCCGGUGGGGAGAAGUGUCCUUGCGGCCUGUGGAGAAAGAGACGUGGGAUAAACUGCGCUAUCUGCAGCAGCCAUGGUGUCCUACUGGAGGCAGGCAGGGCUCAGCUACAUCCGGUAUUCCCAGAUCUGUGCAAAGGCAGUAAGAGCUGCGCUAAAGCCACAAUAUAAAGCGGAGGCAGAGAAGGUAGCAGGAGCCAAUGUAAAAAUAGUGAAGCCCAAAAAAGAAUGAUGUCCAGGACAUGAACUGUGACAGGCAACAUGAAGGCUGCCUCAUGCAUCCUUUCUGUGCUCUGUGAAAUGUUCUCUGCGGUUGUGUAAAUCAUUGUGCUAGUAAACGUAAUUUCUUGAAAAUA
This is a messenger RNA of Sphaerodactylus townsendi, 391 nucleotides long. RefSeq names its product ATP synthase F1 subunit epsilon (gene ATP5F1E). The transcript has 3 exons. The record is from RefSeq and is a predicted model, not a curated record. Gene Ontology annotation, biological process: proton motive force-driven mitochondrial ATP synthesis. Gene Ontology annotation, molecular function: proton-transporting ATP synthase activity, rotational mechanism. Bases 112 to 267 code for a protein of 51 amino acids. Gene Ontology annotation, cellular component: mitochondrial inner membrane. Lineage: Eukaryota; Metazoa; Chordata; Lepidosauria; Squamata; Sphaerodactylidae.